Molecule: messenger RNA, 1392 nt
Organism: Pecten maximus
Lineage: Eukaryota; Metazoa; Mollusca; Bivalvia; Pectinida; Pectinidae
Product: serine-enriched protein-like
Exons: 5
Coding region: 235-1083 (282 amino acids)
Molecular function (GO): protein binding
Source: RefSeq, a predicted model, not a curated record
UGGUCAGUAUCAGGUAUUCACUGAGAAACGCGUCAUGGACCAUUAACGGUCAUCAUGGUUGGAACGUAAUAAUCUGUCAGUGUUUGACAUUUUCAGAGGAAGAAUCAAUUGAGAUGCAAGACAGUGUCAAAGCUCUGCAUAAGAUGUAUAUAAACUCGGAUGCUACAAGGAAAAGACAAAUCACUAGACUGACUAUCAGAGAAAACUACCCUUAACGGAAAUUUAAGAGAGACAAUGGCAUUUUCAAGUGUGUGUAAUUCUUCAUCCGCUCGGCUUUUAGACAACGAUGAACUCCAGGCAUGGCAUGGGGAAUCCGAUGGAGGUAUAUCCUCCGGUUACGACUCUGGAGAUGUUUACGAUUCCGACGCAGAACCACAGACCGGAAAUGUGACUCUCACCUCUACCCGAUACUCUAAACCGGAAACGGAAGUUGCACAGUUGUUCGACAACCCUCUUCUGUUUACGGACAGCGAUACGGACUCGGAUUCACUGAGUGACCCGGAUGAUUCAGACACAGACGAUGACAGCGACAGUGAAUUUGGGGAUGAGGACGAUGAUGCAAUGAGAUUCACCAGCACAGAAAACCUAUGCGACAGCCUCCGAUAUAUUCUGUCAAUGCCCGAGUUGUGUGACGUCACAUUCCACGUGGGGCCACAGAAGACUCCCAUCCACGGGGUCAAGGCCAUUUUAGGAACUCGCAGCAGGGUUUUAUACGGGAUGAUAUUGAAAGCAGAGAGGGAGCUUGAGAAAACCCAGAAAACUAAACCGAAACAUAUGAAGUCGAAAAAACAGAAAGCAGAAAAGACUGAUCAACCAACACGACUUUCUAUCAACGUCGACACCUAUGAACCAGAUGUGUUCCGAAGGAUAAUACAGUUCGUUCACAGCGGAUCGGUCAAUGUGGACUCCUCGUCUGUUAUUGGUUUAAUAUGUGGAGCUGAAGGAAUUCGGAUUGAAGGACCUAAAAAUGGCAUGCUGGGAUUUCAUAGAUCGAUGUAUUGCAUCCGGUACCGACCUCUGCCAUGUUGUGACGUCACCAAAUCGACAGCUGUACAACCAAACACUGGUCAACAACAUUUCUAAAAUGAUUGCGGCAAAAGUGGAUUCUCAAAAUUCGAAACAUCGGGCACCAAAAUUGUCUUCUAUUUCGAACGCGCCAAGGGAGACAAUCGUGUGAAGAACCAACACCGGCGUCACAAUACCAUUGUGUAAAAAAACUACAAAAUGACGUCAUAGUAACGUCGUGUACAGGACUACGAGGAAAUGACGUAGAGUGCUUUGUGAAUUUUUAUAGUGCUGAUAUUUGGACAUCGUGUGAAAAAUAUUGAUUCACACAUUUUUUAUUUAUUUUUUUAAAGAAAUAUUUUAAUAAAUAUUCAUAUUUUCAAACAA